This is a messenger RNA of Brassica napus (rape), 1294 nucleotides long. RefSeq lists its product as uncharacterized. Bases 221 to 1153 code for a protein of 310 amino acids. Gene Ontology annotation, molecular function: RNA nuclease activity. Gene Ontology annotation, biological process: regulation of gene expression. Lineage: Eukaryota; Viridiplantae; Streptophyta; Magnoliopsida; Brassicales; Brassicaceae. The record is from RefSeq and is a predicted model, not a curated record. The transcript is spliced from 8 exons. Gene Ontology annotation, cellular component: peroxisome.
GAGAAAGACGAGUUCGUGUUGGAUCAUUUAAGAAAGACUUUUGAGUAUCGAAACAAAGCUUUCAUUGCUGUUUCUUUUUCAAAUUCUGACAGCAACUGGGAAGAAGUGGUGAAAGAAAAUAACGGUCAAAAUUAAUUGAGCGGUUAGUGUGCUAAGAAACCCGAAAGCUAUGAAGCCUAUUAAGUAGGCCCACAAAGCGAAGUCAUAAAAGAAACCCUAAAUGGUUAGAUCCGAGGUUAAAGAGAAAGAAAAAAAGAUGAUGAAGAACGUCAACAAGGCGACGCCUGUGUAUGCGACAUCUGAAACUUUGGUGUGGUGGGACAUGGACAGCUGUCCUCUCCCCAAUGGUUAUGACCCAAGUCGACUCGGUCCGAGAAUAGACACGGAGUUGAAGAAUCUAGGCUACAAUGGUCCGCUCACCAUCAUUGCCGUUGGCAACCUGGACGGGAUCCCUUAUGAAUUCCUGAAAGUGCUCUCUUCCAACGGUUUCGCUAUUAAACACUCAGGACAAGACAUUCAUGGGGAUAUGCGCGAAUAUUUCAUUUCGCGUAGCAGACUUUGUCAGCCUCCUCCGGUGACAAUAAUGAUCAUAUCCGGCGUUCCCCUUCUACUGGAAUCAGUCACUAGAGAGAUUUACGUGAGGCCUGACUGUGGAUACAAUCUUCUUCUGGCAUAUCCACCGCAUAGUGAACCUAAACAACCACAUCCUUCAUCCUUUGUCCGCUUUGGUGGAGAGUGGCUCUGGGAUAGGGCUAGCUUACUGAAAGGGUCCUCCAACGAGGAGAAAAGAAGACUCGACAAAGGCAGUGUAAUUCCGUUUUCUUGCGGAUUAUGCUAUUUUUUCUGCCCCAGCUUUGAAGAUUUCACCAGUCACCUCCAGAGCGCCAAGCAUGCACGCAAGGUUGAAGUGGAUAAUGGUGGCAGGGAUACCAGGUUUAAGCUGGCUCUUAAAGAAUUAGAGGCGGCUAAGCUCUCAGAGCCUUAUCUUGAUCAAUUGAGGUCAAAACAAUCCUGCUUUAAUCGUAUUUAUAAGCGUUGUACUACCUUGAAGACGCAAUCUAAGGCAGAAAUGUCGAAGUUUCAAAAAGUUGUUUCUUCCCCUCCAAAUAAUUCUACUUCUAAUACGAAGAAGGCAAAAAAAAAUGGAGGUUGAAAAAGAAUUCGAGUCUUCCCUUCCAAAGACUGGUCUAUUGUUAAAUGAUCAGAUAUGGUUAUGGCGUGCCGAACUUAUGUUUUUAUAAAAACAAUGAUAAUAAUGUGCUUUUUUUUUAUGAGCAAAUAUUAAUUUGCCUAA